UCGAGCCGGGGAGUGUAACGGAGACAGCUGGGCGAAGGUUACCAAGGGGAGACGAGGAGGCCGCCAUGUUUCACGAGUCAGCAAGCAUGUCUCAAACACUCUGCUUGAUGAUUGACGAAGCAAGUAAGAUGGUUUGGAGCGGACACAAAGACGGUAAGGUUCGUUCCUGGAAGAUGGACCAGCAGUUCACCGAUGGCAACACCUUCAAAGAAGGCUUGUCUUGGCAAGCACACAAAACUCCUGUUCUUUCCAUGACAAUGUCUUUCUACGGUGACAUAUGGACGGGUGCAGAGGGUGGGAAUAUAAGGAUCUGGCCAUGGGAAGCUCUAGAAAAAUCGCUUGGACUAACGCAGGAGGAAAGGCGGAUGGCUGCUGUGCUGAUCGAGAGAUCAAUUAUCGAUUUGAGAGCUGAAGUCACCACUAACGGCGUAUGCAACAUGCCCUCUUCGGAUGUGAAAUAUCUGUUAUCUGACAAUGUUCGAGCCAAGGUUUGGGCUGCAGCCUCUCAAACCUUUUCACUAUGGAACGCUCGGACGAGGGAGCUUCUUAAAGUGUUCAACCUAGAGGGUCAGAUUGAGAAUCGCGUAGACAAUCCAUCUCAAGACCAGCCAGUUGAAGACGGGGAUAAUGCGAAGUCCGUCUCCAAGGGAAAAAAGGAUAAACCACAGGGCUUCCUGCAGAGGUCGCUCAAUGCUCUGAUAGGCGCUGCGGAUGCUGUUCGUAGAGUAGCAAAGGGGGCGGGAGCUUUAGUCGAAGACACAAAGAAGAUAGAAGCAAUGAUGAUUGCUGCAGAUGGUGUGAUUUGGACGGGUUGUUCGAAUGGAUUGAUAAUCCUUUGGGACGGGAAUGGGAACCGUAUGCAGGAUUUCACUCGGCACCCUGCUGCUGUACAAAGCUUCUGCUCUCACGGUUCGAGGAUAUGGGUUGGAUACGCAACAGGCAACAUCCAGAUACUAGACCUCGAAGGGAACUUGGUAGCCGGCUGGGUUGCCCACAACGAGCCUGUUAUAAAACUAGUCGUUGGCCACGGACAUCUUUUUAGUUUAGCCACACACGGUGGUGUUCGGGGGUGGAACAUAUCCUCCCCUGCUACCAUCGAUAGCACGUUGCGCCAAGAACUAUCGGAACGAGCAGAUAUGUAUACAAGGCAGGACAAAGCGACCAUUAUGAUUGCAACAUGGAACGUUAGCCAAGGAAGAGCUUCUGAAACGGCCCUCAAGUCCUGGCUGGGAUCUUCAGCAGUCUCCGACGUUGAUAUUGUAGUUGUCGGCCUGCAAGAGGUGGAGAUGGGUGCUGGUUUUCUUGCCAUGUCUGCAGCGAGAGAAACGGUAGGACUAGAAGGGAGCGCUGUGGGGCAAUGGUGGCUAGAUAAUAUCGGCAAGGCUUUAAACGAAAGAACUGUCUUCGAACGUGUCGGGUCAAGGCAGUUGGCUGCCUUGCUGAUAGCGGUUUGGGUAAGAAAAACGGUGAGGCCCCAUGUCGGGGACUUGGAUGUUGCUGCGGUGGCAUGUGGUCUAGGGCGAGCUAUAGGAAAUAAGGGAGGUGUAGGAUUGAGGUUGAGAGUGUAUGAUCAGCUGAUAUGUUUUGUAAAUUGUCAUUUAGCUGCACAUUUAGAAGCAGUAAACAAACGGAAUGCUGAUUUCGAUCAUAUUUUCCGAACAAUGACUUUCGGUCGGUCUACGCAAACCGCUGCUGGUGUUUCGUCGGCUAAUCAGGCUGUCAAGAACUCAAAUCAAACAACACCUACUAGUCCUGAAGAGGCCAGGCCUGAUCUUGCUGAAGCUGAUAUGGUCAUCUUUAAUGGCGAUUUGAAUUAUCGCCUAUUCGGCAUAAGCUAUGAUGAAGCUCGGGACUUGGUUUCGCAGCGAAGCUUUGAUUGGCUUCGCCAGAAAGAUCAGCUACGCGCAGAGAUGAAGGCUGGAAAAGUCUUCCAAGGGAUGCGGGAGGCCAUCCUUAUGUUUCCUCCCACCUACAAGUUCGAGAUAGGAAAACCGGGUUUAGGAGGUUAUGACUCGGGUGAGAAGAAACGCAUCCCGGCUUGGUGUGAUAGAGUUCUGUAUCGGGAUAACAAAGAUGGUACGACGACGAAAGAAUGCAGCUUAGAUUGCCCCGUGAUCGCCUCCAUAUCCCAGUACGACGCUUGUAUGGACGUGGUUGAGAGCGAUCACAAGCCCGUCCGUUGCAAGCUCAACGUCGACAUUGCUCAUGUCGAUAAAGCAGUUAGGAGGCAGGAGUUUGCCAAGAUCCUCAUGACCAACGAGGAGAUCAGGUCGAGCAUCGAGGAGCUGCGUUUCGUCCCUGAUACGUCGGUCAGCACCGACACCAUCGAGCUCCAGAACCAGGACACAUUCUGCUUCAAGAUCACCAAUCCAAGUCCCGAACACUGCGUCUUUUUCAAAAUCGCGUGUCUAGGACUAUGCGCCAAUGCGGACCCCAACUGCCGUCCACGUGGCUCAUUCGGUUUCCCACGUUGGCUCCACGUGGCACCAGCGGCCGGCUUGAUCAAGCCGGAGCAAGAGGCGGACGUAUCGGUGCACCACGAGGAGUUGCACAAGUUGGAGGAGUUGACAGGGGGAGCUGCACAAAGCUGGUGGGCUGAAGACGGCAAGGACAAGGAGCUCACCUUGUUGGUGACAGUACAAGGCAGUUGCUCGACCGACGUCAAAACCCACCGUGUGACUCUCCGGCACCGCUCCAUUCCACUCGGAUAGAUUAAACACAAGAAGCCACAAGGCUAACAGGAAGGUACAUAUUUGUAGAAAUGGAUAUUCUUUAAUGUGUUUAGAUUCAGUAAUAUAUCAAGGAAAGCGUGGUGAUAUUUUGGUAAA
Salvia hispanica is the source of this 2828-nucleotide messenger RNA. RefSeq names its product type I inositol polyphosphate 5-phosphatase 12-like. Gene Ontology annotation, biological process: phosphatidylinositol dephosphorylation. Lineage: Eukaryota; Viridiplantae; Streptophyta; Magnoliopsida; Lamiales; Lamiaceae. The record is from RefSeq and is a predicted model, not a curated record. Gene Ontology annotation, molecular function: protein binding; phosphatidylinositol-4,5-bisphosphate 5-phosphatase activity.